AUGAUCACUUAUGUUAGCGACACACAACACAUUGAUCGCUUGAUAGAUACCCUCCGUCAAGCGGCGGAUGGCUUCAAACACGACAAAAGUGAAAAAGAUAGGGUCAUAGCUCUCAAGGCCGCCCAGGAUCUAGUCGGAGCACUACAAAAGCCCCGAGACGCAGUUAUUCAACUCAGCUACUCUCCCACUCAAAUCCUCUGCGUGAGGAUUGGCAUUGACCUAGAUGUCUUCACAACCCUCACGAAUAGGAAUGUACCUUUGGCAAUAGAAGAGCUUGCUGCUGUCAAGAACGCAGAUUUGAUGUUGACAGAACGAGUGUUGCGUGUGCUUGCUGGAAUUGGAUACGUCGUUGAGCACGAUAUCAGAAUAUACGCCGCAAACACGAUGACUCGACAAAUGAGUACCCGCGAAAGUGAUGCGACGGUCAAGUUCUUAUUCGAUGUCGGCAUGCCUAGCUUGGCCAAAACUCCAGAAUACUUCCGCCAAGCGAGUUUUCAAAGCCCCGCAGAAACAAAUAACGGCCCUUUCCAAUACGGCGAGAAAACAGAAAAGUCCCUCUGGGAAUGGUUUGCGCAGUGCCCUGAAUCCGGGAAAGAUUUCGAUACAUACAUGGAAGGCAACCGUGGAGACAACCUUAAUUGGGUUGACUGGUUUCCGGUCCAGGAGCGCCUGAUUGAUGGAUAUGAAGCCAGUGAGGGGGAUGUGCUGCUUGUGGAUGUGGCAGGCGGAAGAGGACAUGAGCUGGCCGCUUUCCAAGCGAAGUUUCCAAAUGCACUUGGUCGCUUGAUUCUCGAGGAUCAGCCAGGCGUGUUACCGGGAAAUGAUUCCGGUAGAAAGAUCGAGAGCCUGUCAUUUGAUCUCUUCAAGCCACAGCCCAUUCAAGACGCUCGAAUCUAUUACAUGAAGUUCAUUCUGCACGACUGGGCAGAUGCACAAUGCCACGAAAUUUUACAGCACUUGCGUGCUGCCAUGAAGAAAGGCUACUCAAAACUCAUCAUCGAGGAGUUUAUUUUACCUGACAAGGGCGCUCCACUGGCACAGACCAUGUUGGAUUGGCAGAUGAUGGUCUUUUGCAGCAGCAUGGAGCGUACUCGGGAUCACUGGGAGAAGCUCUUGACAUCGGCCGGGUUUCAAAUGGUGAAGUUCUGGUUUCCACCACGCCAGGGACAAGGAAUCAUUGAGGCCGAAGUAGCAUAG
Penicillium atrosanguineum is the source of this 1197-nucleotide messenger RNA. RefSeq lists its product as uncharacterized. The record is from RefSeq and is a predicted model, not a curated record. The transcript is spliced from 5 exons. NCBI's taxonomy places the organism in Eukaryota, Fungi, Ascomycota, Eurotiomycetes, Eurotiales, Aspergillaceae. Bases 1 to 1197 code for a protein of 398 amino acids. Gene Ontology annotation, molecular function: O-methyltransferase activity.